AUGUCCUCCGACCAGCCUCUAAUAAGAGAGAAAUCCUGGCUGUCAUAUACCUACGAAGGCCGCAAAGGAUGGAAGUCCCUCCGCGCCCUGAACCUCUUCCGGGCCAUGUAUCACGACGUGCGUCAAAGGCUGCCAUACUACUGGACUGAUAUCACUGAUGCAUGGACGUACCGCGUGGUCGCGAGUACGAUCCGGAUGUACUUUGUUAACAUGCUCCCCGCCAUCGCAUACACGCUCGACAUGUCCCGCUGCACCGGCGGAUUCUACGGCAUCAACGAGGCGCUCUUCUCGUCCGCGCUGGCGGCGAUGAUAUUUAGUGUGUUUGGUGCGCAGCCGUUGACCAUCGUCGGGAUUACGGGUUUGAUCUCGCCGUUUGGUGCCUAUGUUGGGAUUAUCUACUGCAGUAACACCAUGAUUGCCAUCCUGUACUUUCUCACCGUCUACGGCCUGGAACGGCUUGGCUCCAGUACUAUCUGGAAACCGUGGCUCAGGGGCUUAUUGGCCGACUACGCAUAUGUGAUUGGGACUAUCUUCUGGGUUGGCUUCUUGCAUAUACCUGGUAACUUCAAAGCAACGCACGUCUCGUUCGUCCUCGCCAACCGCGCCUUGUGCCCUACCCAGCCGCGCGGCUGGCUCAUCCAUUUCUGGGACCUCGGCCCUAACCGCCCUCCGAUAUCAUCCAGGCGCCCGUCCACACCGACUCCCCUAACCAUCUACGAAACCUCCAUCCGCACCAUCUCCACCUCCGAAGGCGAGGGCGCCGACAUCCGCCGCCCAAUCGUACCCGCCACCACCGCCGUCGAGCAACGCAUCUCGCAUUUCCUCAUGGGCCUGCUCAUCAUCGGCACCAUGACCCACCCGCUGUUGUCAAACGGCAUCCUCCAGAAACUCAUCUUCCUGGCGCGCGAGAACCGCUUCAUCCAGCGCGAUGAGUCGCUGCUGACAGUGCGCAGGCGCAAGAUCGUGCUGUAUAUUGCCUGCCAGGCGGUGGGUGUUGCAGCGACGGUGGCCAUCUCGCAGACGAUUGCGGCGAUUGGGUUCCCGAUUCUGAUCCUUGCGUUGAUUCCGUUUCGGGUGUGGGUAAUGCCGAGGUGGUUCAGUGCCGAGGAGCUGGAUGUCAUGGACGAUUUGACGGUGAAUAAUAGUGCGCCGCGGUUUCCGGGACAGCCUGAUAAUGAGAGGUUUGGCUUGGAGCGGGGCUAUUCGGAGCAGAGGUUUGGGUCGGCGAGGCUGAGGGCGGGAGGUAUUCAUCGCUAG
Molecule: messenger RNA, 1257 nt
Organism: Aspergillus novofumigatus IBT 16806
Lineage: Eukaryota; Fungi; Ascomycota; Eurotiomycetes; Eurotiales; Aspergillaceae
Product: anion exchange family protein
Exons: 8
Coding region: 1-1257 (418 amino acids)
Biological process (GO): monoatomic anion transport; borate transport; transmembrane transport
Cellular component (GO): plasma membrane
Molecular function (GO): solute:inorganic anion antiporter activity
Source: RefSeq, a predicted model, not a curated record